This is a messenger RNA of Myzus persicae (green peach aphid), 768 nucleotides long. It is a transcript of the gene ND-B16.6, whose product is annotated as NADH dehydrogenase [ubiquinone] 1 alpha subcomplex subunit 13. Lineage: Eukaryota; Metazoa; Arthropoda; Insecta; Hemiptera; Aphididae. The transcript is spliced from 5 exons. Bases 178 to 633 code for a protein of 151 amino acids. The record is from RefSeq and is a predicted model, not a curated record.
AUCGUCUAUUCGUUUCCUAUCUAUCAUCUCGUCCUUCAUACUUCGUGCUUCGUACUUUCGUAGCCUUUCAUAGAUAUUAAAGUAAUAUCAUAUUGUAGUUAAUAGCUUAUAAUUUCUCUACUGUCGUCUUUCUCUGUGUUUGCUGGUAAAAUAUUUUGAAGUAAUUUGGAAGUUAUCAUGGCGACUGCAGAGCGUGUAAAACAGGAUAUGCCUCCCAAAGGUGGCUACCGGAAGAUCAAUUUUGCUCGAGUGUUUCCUAAACCAUUUGCCAGUAGUAGAGCAAUGGUUGGUACAUACAUAGUUUGUACUGGUGUUGGCUGGUACUUAUACCUUUUGAAUGACCGACUAGUUGAUAGAUAUCAAGUUGAAUCACGUAGUUCACUUAUUGCUAUUACACCACUAUUAGAUGCUGAAGCUGACAGAGAAUACCUAAAGCAAUUAAGAAAAAAUCGUGAAACUGAAGAAAAAUUGAUGAAAAAUGUCAAAGGAUGGAAAACAGGAACUUUAUAUGGCGAGCCUGUGUACAAGACAGUUGAUAAAAAGGAACUCAUUGAACCAGGCUUAAAUGAGUACUAUGUGCAUGCUCCCGAUAAAGUAUUGUUUGACCGAGUUUACUGGCACAAAUAUCUAUAAACAAGUAUAUGUGCAAUUUCUACAAGAAUGCAAGUCAUUAAAUAUUUGUCGUCUUACAUGUGUUUAGAUUCAAUACAACUGUAAUUUUUUUUUUUGAUAGUAACAUUUAAAAAAAUAUAAAUAAUAAUUUAAUUA